GUAAGCGCGGCAGCUGCGCAGUAGCGGGAGGAGAAGGGCAGCCCGGAGGCGGCCAUGGGGAAGCGGGUGGCCCUGGUCCUGGCCGGCUGCGGCGUCUUCGACGGCAGCGAAGUGCACGAGGCCUCGGCCGCGCUGGUGCAGCUCAGCCGCGCCGGAGCAGAGGUGAAGAUAUUUGCACCCAAUAUCGAGCAGAUGCAUGUCGUCGACCAUUUAAAAGGCAGCCCAAGUGAUGAAAAGAGAAAUGUGCUGGUGGAAAGUGCCCGACUUGCGAGGGGCAAUAUCCAGGAUUUGGCAGAGCUGAAAGUGGGUGAAUUUGACGCAGUCAUUUUCCCCGGAGGUUUUGGGGUAGCUAAGAACCUGUGCUCCUGGGCUGUGGAUGGGAAGGACUGCACUGUCAAUCAACUUGUAAAGUCCACCCUUGAGGCGUUCCACAGUGCAAAGAAACCCAUUGGCUUGUGCUGUAUCUCCCCUGUGUUGGCAGCUAAAGUCUUCCCAGGAUGUGAAGUCACUGUAGGCCAUGAUAAAAAUGUAGAUGGAAGAUUUCCAGACUUUGAUACAGCUUCUGCUAUAGAAGCACUUGGGUGUAAGCAUGUUUGCACAGAGGUGAAUGAAGCCCACGUCGACUCUGCCAAUAAAAUAGUCACUACUUGUGCCUUCAUGUGCAAAGCCCCUUUGCACGAAAUCUUUGAUGGAAUUGGAGCAAUGGUUGGUGAAGUCAUGAAACUUGCCUGAGGUGGGAAACUGUGCUCACCUGCAUGCUUCAUGUCUGUUGGUAAAUGCACUAUGAACGUGGCUCAGUGAUUUGAUGAAAUGAAUAAAACUAUUUACCUGAGUUAAAAAAGA
Molecule: messenger RNA, 843 nt
Organism: Eublepharis macularius
Lineage: Eukaryota; Metazoa; Chordata; Lepidosauria; Squamata; Eublepharidae
Product: glutamine amidotransferase-like class 1 domain-containing protein 3, mitochondrial
Exons: 4
Coding region: 55-732 (225 amino acids)
Source: RefSeq, a predicted model, not a curated record